This is a messenger RNA of Cladocopium goreaui, 900 nucleotides long. NCBI's taxonomy places the organism in Eukaryota, Dinophyceae, Suessiales, Symbiodiniaceae. The record is from the annotation of a GenBank genome assembly.
AUGACGCUGCGGGUGCUCCUGUGCCUUGUGCAGCUCACAAUGUCGGCUUCCAAGGAGGGAUUGUGUGCGUCUGGAGCUUGUGAUUUGCCGGCUUCGGAUGCGCACGCCGCCCUCCAAGUGAAGAAAGUGGCCGAGAGUCAAGGUGAUCCCAAGAAGAUAUUCGGAAAAGCUAUCCUGAGGUUCGACGACGGCACCAUGGAGGUGGAUACUGUCUAUGAGGAUGGCACGUGGGUGAAGGAUGAAACUCUGGUACCAGACGAAGAGAUCGGUGACCUGGGCCUGGGCCCUGAGGUUUGUUGGGGGGUGAUCUGGGUGCGGAAGAGACGAUGUGAUGGUGAUUUGUGCGUUUGUCAGGUGGAGGACAGGGAGGGCAGAUACCGGUGCACUUUGCUACUUCCUGACAGAGCUCUCCAGCAUCUUCCUGGUCUUUCGAAGCAUGAGUUCCAUGGCAAAGCGUGCGAUUCUGCCAAAGAAGCAGGGAAGUCUGCUGCGGAUGCAUUUUUGGGACGAUCCUAUUUUACAGGAGAUAGCACAAUUCUGCCAAAGAAGCAGGGAAGUCUGCUGCGGAUGCAUUUUUGGGACGAUCCUAUUUUACAGGAGAUAGCACAGAACCUGCGACCUUCAAAGAAGGUUCAAAGGCAGAAGAAACGCUGCGCAGAGCGCAAUGUGCAACGAGACGCAAAGUGCGGUGGCAAAGGUGUGGACCCCAGCCUGUCGGAAACCCAGUCAUCUCUGCAUAUGGUUGAUUCCGUACGGACUGAGUUUGCUUUUCGCGCGUAUCUCGGUGUCCCUUUAAGGAUUACCCGACCUAGCACCUUGGCCUUGACGAAGAUCGGUUUGUCGCCCUACCAGCGCUGGCAGAGGGGAGGCACGGAUGUGGAGCGGCAAAGUGGUGAUUAA